Messenger RNA from Scomber scombrus (Atlantic mackerel), 3498 nucleotides. It is a transcript of the gene sec14l7, whose product is annotated as SEC14-like lipid binding 7. Lineage: Eukaryota; Metazoa; Chordata; Actinopteri; Scombriformes; Scombridae. The record is from RefSeq and is a predicted model, not a curated record. The transcript is spliced from 12 exons. The coding region runs from base 82 to 1296 and encodes 404 amino acids. Gene Ontology annotation, cellular component: cytoplasm.
ACCUCUUCUUCUUCUUCUCUCCUGCAGUCUAGUUCAUUCACAGACGGCCGCUGUGACAGUUACAGCAGCAGUUACGCAGACAUGAGCGGACGAGUUGGAGACUUGAGCCCGAAGCAGAAUGAAAUCUUAACCGAGUUUCGGGGGAGGAUCGAGGAUAUUCUCCCAAACCUUCCUGCACAGCACGAUCACUAUCUCCUCCGCUGGCUCAGAGCCAGAAGCUUCAAUGUUCAGAAAGCUGAAGUGAUGAUCAGGAAGCAUGUGGACUUCAGGAAGCAGAUGAAAAUCGACUCCAUCAUAUCUGACUUUAAACCUCCAGAGGUGAUCGAGCGCUACGUGUCAGGAGGGAUGUGCGGCUACGACAGAGACGGCAGUCCCAUCUGGUAUGACGUCAUCGGUCCACUGGAUCCUAAAGGUCUGCUGCUGUCGGCCACCAAGCAGGAUUUCAUGAAGACAAAGAUCAGACACACAGAGAUGCUGCACAGAGAAUGCAGGAGGCAGACGGAGAAGCUGGGUAAAAACAUCGAAGCCAUCACUCUGAUCUACGACUGUGAAGGUUUGGGACUGAAACACAUCUGGAAACCUGCCGUAGAGGCUUACGGAGAGAUCCUCACCAUGUUUGAAGACAACUAUCCAGAAGGACUGAAGAGGGUUUUUCUUAUCAAAGCUCCUAAAAUGUUCCCCAUGGCGUACAACCUCAUCAAACACUUCCUGUGUGAGGAAACGCGACGCAAGAUCAUCGUUUUAGGAAGUAAUUGGCAAGAGGUGUUGCGUAAGCACAUCGACCCCGAGCAGCUUCCGAUGGCUUAUGGAGGAACUCUGACGGAUCCUGACGGAGAUCCGAGCUGCAGAACGAUGAUAAAGUACGGAGGCGCGGUUCCCAGGUCGUACUACGUUCAGGACUCAGUGAAGGUUCAGUACGACAGCAGCGUGACAAUCAGCCGCGGCUCCGUCUUCCAGCUGGAGUACGAUGUGACUGCAGCCAGCAGCCUCCUCAGGUGGCAGUUUGCCAGCGACGGGGCAGAUAUCGGCUUCGGAGUUUACCGACGGACCAAAGACUGCAGCAGUAAGAAAACAUCUGACAUGCAGCAAGUUUUACCCAGCGAACGUUACAACGCACAUCUGGUUCCUGAGGACAGCUGCCUCACCUGCCCCGAACCUGGAGUCUACGUGCUGUGUUUUGACAACAGCUACAGCAUCCUUCAGUCUAAGAGAGUGAGCUACAACGUUGAGCUCGUUCCUCCGUCAGACGGACCGAUGCAGAGUCCUCGCAGCAGAGGAGACGGGAGGCUGCAGUGAUGAAACUCACAUUCACUGACUGUCAUUUACAACUACAACACAAUACUUACAUCACAUAUAAGCAGCUGUGGGCUUCUGCUGAGCUCCACAUUCCUCCUGCACUGAUCAUCCUGCAUAUAUGUUUCAGUUAGAUUGAUUAAAUAUGAACUUUAGCAGUGUUUUGUAGUGUUAGGUGUAUCUAGGUGUGGUGAGGAGCGUCUGCAGACUCAGGAGUCUCUUUCUACUCAAAAACAGGUUUUUCUUGUCGCUCUUUUCUCUGAGCUCGGCUUAAGUUAAAUCUCAGUUUCAUACGUGUAUCUACAAGCAGGAUUUAUGACGUUACAACCAGUCUGGAGACAAUCGUGGUUCAGUAUUUAACCUAACCUUCGUGUCGUCCUCCUGGGUCAAAUUGACCCAGUCUGUUUUGACUGUUCCUUCUUUCCUUCCUCCCUUCCUUCUUUCAUCUGUCCUUCUUUCCUUCCUUCCUCCCUUCCUCUUUUCCUUUCUCCCUCCCUCUUUCCUUUUUCCUUAUUUCCUUCCUUCCUCCCUUCCUCUUUUCCUUUCUCCCUCCCUCUUUCCUUUUUUCCUUCUUUCCUCCUUCCUUCCUUCCUUCCUUCCUUCCUUCCUUCCUUCCUUCCUUCCUUCCUUCCUUCCUUCCUUCCUUCCUCCCUUCUUUCCUCUGUCCUUCUUUCCUUCCUUCCUACCUACCUCUUUUCCUUCCUUCCCUCCUUUUAUUCCUUCCUUCCUCCCUCCUUUCCUUCCUUCUUUCCUCCCUCCUUUCGUCCUUCUUCCUCCCUUCCUUCCUUCUUUCCUCUGUCCUUUCCUUUCCUUCCUUCUUCCUCCCUUCCUUCCUUCCUUCCUUCCCUCCUUUUCUUCCUUCCUUCCUUCCCUCCUUCCUCCCUCCCUCAUUUCCUUCCUUCUUCCUCCCUCCUUUCCUUCCUUCUUUCCUCCCGCCUUUCCUUCCUUCUUUCCUCCUUCCCUUCCUUCUUCUUCCCUUCCUUCCUUCCUCCCUCCUUUCCUUCCUUCUUCCUCCCUUCCUUCCUUGACUCGAGGACAACAGGAUGGUUAAAUGAGCGUUGAUGUAGAAACGUGAAGAGCACAAACACUGAAAAUAGACUUUACAGUGAAGCAGAAACAGUUAAACUUUACAAAUCAACCACAUUUACAUUUACAUAAUCAGAUACUAUAUAUAUAUAUAUAUAUAUAUAUAUAUGUGUGUGUGUGUGUGUCAUGGCCGACAUCCAGCAGACAUGGACUCACUGUAAAGGUCAGAAUCAUCCAGGAUCUCUGAUUUGAUGAUUUCCUCGAUGACGUCCUCCAAGGUGACCAAUCCCAACACCUCGUAGAACGGAUCUCCCUCCCCCUCGUCGUUCACUUUCUGGACGAUGGCCAGGUGGGAUUUACCUGGCGAGGAGAAAGAGAGAGAGAGAGAGAGAGAGAGAGAGAGUGAGAGAGAGAGAGAAAGAGAGAGAGAGAGAGAGAGAGAGAGAGAAAGAGAGAGAAAGAGUGAGAAAGAAAGAGAGAGAGAAAUUAUAUAUAAUUUAAGAAUAUUAACGAGGUAAUUGAACCUUGGGGCAGAUUAAGGAGUUGACUAAGUUACUGUUUUGUGUGACUACUGCAAACAUUAGUGGUAGUAGAUGUUUUUUUUGUCCUUAUCAACAAUUUUCUUAAAAAACAAUGAACAUAUAAUAAAAUUUCUCUCUGUCUCUGUUUCCUGUUGGCAUUUCUGACAGUUACUAUAUAAAAUAAAGGCAAAAAAAAGCCCCUAAAUAAAUCUUUAAAAAGGAAAACAAUUACCUUUAAUGUUAAUAAUUCUUUUCAUCAUGUGUGACAGUAGCUGAAUAUAUUUGGGGUUUUUUCAACUGUUGGACAAAGAAAAAAACAUUUUAAUACAAAAUGUUUCACUAAUUUCUGACAAUUCAGAGAGAAACAUUGUCGGAUUAAUCAAAACUGAAAAUGAGCGUUAGUUGCAGCCUUAAUCGUACAAUUAUGUCGUGAUGUGACUUUUAUUAUUACAGUCUAAAAAUGAUGUAUUAUAAUUAAGUGAAAUGAAGGAUGUUGAUAAUGAUAUUUUAUGUGCUGCUGUGUCUAAAAUACACGUUAAAUGUCAUAAUAAUGACAAUUUACAAAAUCAUGUAAAUAAAUGAUUUAUAUUUUAAUUUAUGAAACGUUUUGUUUCUCGUAAUAAAGGAAGAAAAUUGUGUAUUAAAAAAGAAAAACUGA